AUGGCAUCAGAGAACGAGUUCCAGCUCUUCACUUCCCUGAGAUAUGAUCCGUUACUUCUCAAAUCGGGCGAGAACUCAAGAGAGAUUUUGAACUUCGUAGCACCUUCACCUUUCUACAUGCUUGCCUACCAUCGAGAUCGCAUGGUGGAAGCUGCACAGCACUUUGACUUCUUUGAGGUGGAGAAACAAUUGAAAGAUGGAAAAGCUUUACACGAGGAGUUGUUGAGGCGGGUACAAGAGGAGAUCAAGAACACAGGAAAAGAUGAAGCAAUGAAGCUUCGACUCCUCUACGACAAAGCUGCGAAUCUAACCGUGGAAUUCACCCCAGUGCCUGCCGUACCACUCUCUACACUCUAUCCCCCAUCCCUGGACCCCCCAAAGCCCCCCACCCAACAACACCCGGCCAACACCUUCACCCCCUCUCCCUUAACAGGCGGCGCCCUCACACUCGGACCCUCGGACUCUCUUCCAGCUGCCACAUCAACACCGCCUCCCCCACCAGAAUGGAAGAUCAAAUUGGACACCGAGCCUACCCCCUCCUCCCCAUUCACCCUCCUCAAAACCACAAAACGCGAGAUGUACGACCAAUCCCGUGAACGCGCCUUACCCGAAAACCCAGCCGGCCCUGCCUACCGUGAGGUAAUGCUCUACAACGAAGUCAACGAACUCACAGAAGGCACCCUAACAUCUCUGUAUCUCUUCCGCGGCGGAAGGUGGGUGACGCCGCCUGUUGGCGUGCCGUCUGGCGAGUUCACGAACUAUCAGGCUGUGCACUCAGAACCAGGGGACGAAUAUGGUCGCGAAGCACAAACAUGUCUCGCAAUUCCUAAACUCUUGUACACUUGUAUCCUCGCGAAUACUCCAAACGUAGUUUCAAAGAUACUUAUCGGCAAACGUACGUUCGCACAACUCUGCAAAAUGGCAUCUCUCUACAGCACCCGCGAGACUUUCAGCAACAUCGCCCUCUACACCACUACGACCCAAACAUGCACCUCCAAAAACGACCCGUCUCCAUCUUGCCCGAUUUGUAGCGAGAUCUGUACCUCGUCCUUCAUCGGAUCAACCCAUCACGCCCUCCAGAUGCCAUCAUGCUCUCACAUUUUCGGCGCAUCCUGCAUUGAAACCUGGUUCGACACAGCAGGUACUUGCCCCUUGUGUCGCAAAGACUUCUUCCCCAUGAAGCCAAUAGAAGUAUCGACGGAGAUUCAAGAACUUCCGGGUCUCUUCCUUUCAAUGUUCGCAUUGCUGAGCGAAGUGAAGAAGAGGUAUCCUCAAGGAAGGAAGGCGGUAGCAGGUGUGGAAAACAUGAUCGCAGAUCUCGGUGAGAUGGUUGUGAGGGAUACUGAGGAGAGGAAAGAGAGAAGAAGUGAUAGAGAAGAAGCAGAAAGAAAAGCGAAAAGAGCACUAGAGCAUAGCCAGCGGGAGAUUGAAAAUUCAGCGAGAGAAGCAGUGGAAAGAGAACGACAGCGGAGAUUGCGCGAGGUCGAAGAUGGAUUGGAGACAGAGGAAGCGCCGCCACCAAACUACGUUUCGACCACAUCCUCUGCCGAGAUCACAGUCUCGGAAAGAGUCAGCCUGGGACCCAAUUUCGUAGUAUCUUCGUCCCCAACUCUACCGUUAGUCAGGCAAAGAACUGCAACCUUUCUCGCCCACGACUCUGGCCCCGAUCUCGGCAGCUCCGGAAGGGUCGUUCCAGGUGCAGUUGCCCAUACUAGACUACAGAACGCAGAACGUUUGGCGGAGCAAGCCGAAGCAUUUGGUUUACUAGAGGCAGCUGAGGAUACAAGAAGAAGACGCGCGACUGUUUCCAAUACUUUAAGGCUCUUGCGUGAGAAAAGAGCUGCCCAGGUGGAGGAUAUAGUACGAAGGAUAGGGGUUUUACCGUCGAGGGCAGAAGCGUAUGCCGAGCUAGAUGAAGAGAAGAUGUGGUUCAACAGGGGCUUGGUUUGGUGGCAGAGGCGACUUUAG
Messenger RNA from Alternaria atra, 1968 nucleotides. RefSeq lists its product as uncharacterized. The record is from RefSeq and is a predicted model, not a curated record. Bases 1 to 1968 code for a protein of 655 amino acids. Gene Ontology annotation, molecular function: catalytic activity. The transcript is spliced from 3 exons. Lineage: Eukaryota; Fungi; Ascomycota; Dothideomycetes; Pleosporales; Pleosporaceae.